AUGCCCAAGGCAGAUAUCCGUGCAGCUAUUCAAGAAGUGACGCAGAAGUACUCUUCGAAAGAACAGAGACUGUAUGCGGAGCUGGCAACACUGGACAUCCAGCUUGCUGAGGAGUCGGAGGAGGUUGGUAAGAUCUCUGCCGAGCUGGAAAGCAAGGAGGAUGUGAAAAAACGGGAAGAGGAAGAGAUGUUGCAGGUAUCUCAGUGCGCUCAGCAGGAAGUACAGGCACGCUUAGAAGACAGCAAAAGGCGAGAAUUUCUGGCACGUGUGGAGAUUGAGAACCGGGCAGCAUCUCUGGAAACUCUGAGGCAGAAGAACGAGGAUUGCGACAUACAACUCAAACAGCAGAGCCAGGCCGAGCUUCAAGCGAUGGAGGAGAUGAAGGGGACAGCAGUGCGCCUGGAAGACAUGUUGGGCAAUCAUCUGACUUUGGUUAGCCAAAUUGCUGAUAGUGUUGCUUCGCACGGUCAGCAGUGCCUUAAUGCACUACAACAGCUUCCGGAGUGA
Messenger RNA from Closterium sp. NIES-65, 507 nucleotides. The record is from the annotation of a GenBank genome assembly. Lineage: Eukaryota; Viridiplantae; Streptophyta; Zygnematophyceae; Desmidiales; Closteriaceae.